Lacerta agilis (Sand lizard) is the source of this 3526-nucleotide messenger RNA. It is a transcript of the gene TFR2, whose product is annotated as transferrin receptor 2. The record is from RefSeq and is a predicted model, not a curated record. Gene Ontology annotation, cellular component: external side of plasma membrane. Gene Ontology annotation, biological process: endocytic iron import into cell. Lineage: Eukaryota; Metazoa; Chordata; Lepidosauria; Squamata; Lacertidae.
GGAAGAGACCCCAGGGGGUCAUCUAGCCCAACCCUCUGCAAUGCAGAAACCACAAGCGCCAGACAUUUAAUGUUGCCUGCCUCCGGAAUCCCACAAGCAGGAUGGAAUGCAGGAAAUUUCAGAUCACGCAAAAGUCCGGCUGGUUUGGCUCAGCGAAGAGGAAGAGGUCGCAAUCCGCACACGCCAAGGGCGGGAACCGCGCAAAACCGGACGGCAUGGAUUUUUGGAGAUCCCAGCUGCGGGACGCGAGGAACAAGAAGCCGCCUCGGCGAUCCUACUCCAUCUACCGCAAGAUGCCCGAGGGCGACGGAGACCCCGAAGGGCUGCAGAUGAAGGUGGUGGAGGCUGAGCGGCCUGGGGCUGCCCGUGGCGGCGAGAAGGCAGGAGACAGGGUGCAGUGCCCGUGGAAGCAUCGCUGGAAAGCCGUGGUCUGCCUCGUGCUUGUGGGACUCCUGGUCUUCAUUGUGGCCUUCCUCCUGGGGUACAUCCUGUCCCGAGGGUCUUCCUGCAUGGUCUGCGGAGACUACCUGGCCGUGGUGAACGACGAGAGCCCCGCCGAGGCGGAAGACGACCAGAGGGGAGCCCCGCUGUACUGGGCUGACUUGCGGGAGAUGUUCCAGAAGUAUCUCAAUGAGGAGAAGAUAGAGGGGACCAUCAGGAUGAUGAGCGAAUCCCCCCACCCGCCUGGCUCCCCUCGCCUGGAUGCCCUCUCCCGCCAUGUCCUCAGUGCCUUCGGCUCCUACGGCCUGGACCACAGCUGGACCGACAGCCAUGUGGGGCUGCAGCGCCCUGACCGCCUGCGCCCCAAUUUCCUGCAGCGGGUGGACACAAAUGGGGUCGUGGUGGAGAAACUGCCGCUGGAGGACCCGGAGGUCUACUGCCCCUACAGCGCUUCCGGCACCGUCACGGGGGGCCUGGUCUUUGCCAACUAUGGGCGUCGAGAGGACUUUGCGGCGCUGAAGCAGCAUGGAGUGAACCCCCAAGGCCACCUCGUCAUUGUCCGGAUCGGGGAGAUCAGCUAUGCUGAGAAGGUGGCCAAUGCGCAGGCUUCGCAAGCCAAGGGAGUUCUCAUUUACCCGGACCCCGCUGAUGUCCCACAAGACCCCCGCAAGCUGGGGCUGUCCUCAAACACAAGCAUUUACGGGCAUGUCCACAUGGGGGCCGGAGACCCCUACAGCCCCGGCUUCCCUUCAUUCAACCACACCCAGUUCCCUCCGAUUCAGUCCUCAGGACUCCCCUCCAUCCCCACACACCCAGUCAGCACCAACGUGGCUGCCCGCCUGCUCAGGCAGCUGACAGGCCCCAUUGCCCCGCAAGCCUGGAAGGGGCGCCUUCCCAAUGUUCUGUACCAGCUUGGACCGGGGGACCCCGACUUCCAGCUGCAGCUGGGAGUUCAGAACCAAAAGCAAUCCGUGAUGAUCAGCAACAUCUUUGGGUGCAUCGAGGGUAGAUUCGAACCCGAUCAUUAUGUCAUCGUGGGGGCCCAGCGGGAUUCCCUGGGUCCGGGGGCUGCCCGUUCCGGAGUGGGCACAGCCAUCCUGCUGGAGCUGGCCCGCACUUUCACAGCUAUGGUGAGAAAUGGAUUCCAGCUCCGGAGAAGUUUGCUCUUUGCCAGCUGGGAUGCUGGUGAUUUUGGCAGCGUGGGCUCCACAGAGUGGCUUGAGGGGUAUCUGACGAUGCUGCACCUUAAGGCCGCUGCCUAUAUCAGCCUGGACAACGUAGUCCUGGGAGACGACAAAUUCUUCGCCAAGACCAGCCCUGCACUUGUCAGCCUCAUCGAAAGCAUCAUUAAGCAGUGGGACAGUCCCAGCCGUAGUGGGCAAAGCAUCUUCGACCAGGUGACCGAACAGGGUCAGCGCUGGGAGACGGAGGUAAUCCGUCCCCUUCCCAUGGACAGCAGCGCCUUCGCCUUCACCUCCUUUGGGGUCCCUGCUGUGGAAUUCUCCUUCGCAGAGGACUCCCGCCGCUACCCGUUCCUCAACACCAUGGCGGACACUUACGACAACCUCAACCGGGCUCUCUACGGGCGCCUCCCGGCCGUGGCCAAGACCGUGGCAGAGGUGGUGGGCCACUUGCUCAUCAAGCUGACGCACGACCACCUCCUGCCCCUCGACUACUGGUGCUACGGGGACGUCCUCUUGGAGCACAUCGCUCGCUUCAACGAAUACACGGCGCUGCUGAAGAGCCGAGGGCUGACCCUGCAAUGGAUGUACUCGGCCAGAGGCGAUUACAUGCGCGCAGCGGACAAGCUACACAAGGAUAUCUACAGCUCCGAGGAGCAGAAUGAGAGGCUCUUGCGCAUGUAUAACGUCCGCAUAAUGCGGGUGGAAUUCUACUUCCUCUCCCAGUACGUGGCAGUCACGGAGACCCCGUUCCGGCACAUCUUGCACGGCCGGGGCCCCCACACUGUCAAGGCCCUGCUGGAGCACGUCAGCCUAUUGCGGGAGGCCCCCCAGAGCUUCGACGAGGUCCUCUUCCGCCGCCAGCUGGCAUUAGUCACUUGGACGCUGCAGGGGGCGGCCAAUGCCCUGAGUGGAGACGUCUGGAAUAUCGACAACAACUUCUGAACACCAAAACACGUAAAACCGGGGUGGGGGGUGGGGCUCUCAUUCCUGGAGCUGAAACGAACUUUUGAAUGCAUUUCCAAAAAGUGAAAAAUGUAACCUGAGCCAUGAAAUCCCCACCCCUGAAGAAUUGUCUAGAAUCCACCAGCAUCUGUAAUUGGGAAUGUUGCAACACACUUCAGUUAUGCAGAAAGUGCAUUUUAAUUUGGGCCAGUGAAUUCUAGUCCUGCACAGCCAAAAUUUGUUUCAGCUCUACCUCCUUUUAUUCUCCUCACUGCUGCAAUCAUAGAAUUACAGAGUUGGGAGGGACCCCGAGGGUCAUCUAAUCCAACCCCCUCCUGCAAUGCAGGAAUCACAGCUUGAUCUUCUCCUUGCCUGCUCUGAAUUUAUCAGUGGCAAAGGCUCACUAUAAAUUGUCCACAUCCUGCCACACGAGUGGAGAGCAGGCUGUGGUUGUGUUUCCUGACUUAAUUGCCUCACUUACACCCUUGUUCCUUUCCCCUCCCUUCUUCUAAUUUAUCAGCAGCAGUGUCUGCUAUAAAUUUAAUUGAUUUAUUGCUAUGUAAUAGAGCGAAAUCCUGCGCUUCACAUUCACCCUUUACCUGGCACCUGUUUUAAUUGUUCCCCGUAUCCUGGUUUGUUCAGUGCCCCUUUGCUGACUCCCAGCUCCCUCGCUUCAAUAUUUAUCAGUUGCACUGAUGACUAUGUCAGCCUUUCCUAACUUGGCGCCCGCCAGAUGUUUAGGACUACAACUCCCAUCAGCCCUCCCUGUGCGAUGCUGAGCCUGAUGGGAGUUGUAGUCCGAAACACCUGCUUGAGAGCACUGGGUUUCAUGAAGGCUGCCAUAAAUGUUUAUUGCUAUGCGAUACGAUGAAAAUCCGCCCUACCUCAUUAAUAAGAACCAAAGCCUUGUUAAUUUAUCAAUGGCAAAGAUCACUAUAAAUUAUUUCUUGUUACGUUUG